This is a messenger RNA of Paramuricea clavata, 418 nucleotides long. The record is from the annotation of a GenBank genome assembly. Lineage: Eukaryota; Metazoa; Cnidaria; Anthozoa; Malacalcyonacea; Plexauridae.
AUGGUAAUAAAUGAUGAUGGUGAUGGGGAUGAUGGUAAUAUGAUGGAAUUGUUGACUGGUAAUGAUAUUUAUCGUCAAUCAAUGGUGAUGUUGGUGGUUAUGAAGAUUGUAAUAAUCAUGGUGUAUGUUGGUGAUGUUGAGUCGUAAGAACUUGUGCAUAAGUUGGGCUGGAACAUGCCAAGUUUUACGACAGGAGGAAACGGGAGUACCGGAGAAAACAUGCAGGACCUUGCGACAUCAGAUAACUGCAUAUUGGUCACAUACUUAGACUGAUGGUAAUAAUGAUGAUGGUGAUGGGGAUGAUGGUAAUAUGAUGGAAUUGUUGACUGGUAAUGAUAUUUAUCGUCAAUCAAUGGUGAUGUUGGUGGUUAUGAAGAUUGUAAUAAUCAUGGUGUAUGUUGGUGAUGUUGAGUCGUAA